Bombina bombina (fire-bellied toad) is the source of this 2420-nucleotide messenger RNA. RefSeq names its product calreticulin (gene CALR). Gene Ontology annotation, molecular function: calcium ion binding. Gene Ontology annotation, biological process: protein folding. The record is from RefSeq and is a predicted model, not a curated record. Gene Ontology annotation, cellular component: endoplasmic reticulum membrane; endoplasmic reticulum. NCBI's taxonomy places the organism in Eukaryota, Metazoa, Chordata, Amphibia, Anura, Bombinatoridae. Bases 65 to 1318 code for a protein of 417 amino acids. The transcript has 9 exons.
ACGCGCUUGGUUUGCUCAGUGGUUCUUGUCAGCUGCCGGUUUUGAGUCUGUCAGGGCGCUCGUUAUGGCCCACGCUGCUCUCCUCAUUCUGCCGUUAUUGGCUGCUCUAGUCCUAGCCGACCCUGCUGUGUACUUCAAAGAAGAAUUUAAUGAUGGAGAUGGCUGGACACAACGCUGGGUGGAAUCAAAACACAAAUCAGACUAUGGCAAAUUCCUGUUGAGUUCUGGGAAAUUCUAUGGGGACGUAGAAAAGGACAAAGGUUUGCAGACCAGCCAAGAUGCUCGCUUUUAUGCUCAGUCAGCACGCUUCGAGUCCUUUUCUAACGAAGGAAAAACACUGGUGAUUCAGUUUUCUGUGAAACAUGAGCAGAACAUUGAUUGUGGUGGCGGAUAUGUCAAACUCUUCCCCUCUGGCCUUGACCAGUCUGAAAUGCAUGGAGAGUCUGAAUACAAUAUCAUGUUCGGCCCAGAUAUUUGUGGACCACCCACCAAGAAGGUGCAUGUAAUCUUCCAAUACAAGGGAAAGAACCUUCAGAUCAACAAAGACAUUCGCUGCAAGGAUGAUGUUUAUACCCACUUGUACACUUUAAUUGUACGCUCGGACAACACCUAUGAGGUAAAAAUUGACAACAGUAAGGUUGAGUCUGGCAGCCUUGAAGAGGACUGGGACUUCCUGCCUCCCAAGAAGAUAAAGGACCCUGAGGCCACAAAGCCAGAUGACUGGGAUGACCGGCCAAAGAUUGAUGACGUGAAUGACAAAAAGCCUGAGGAUUGGGACAAACCUGAGCACAUCCCUGACCCAGAUGCUGUGAAACCUGAAGAUUGGGAUGAGGAGAUGGAUGGUGAAUGGGAGCCUCCUGUUAUCCAGAAUCCAGAGUACAAGGGAGAAUGGAAGCCUAGCCAGAUUGAUAACCCUAACUACAAAGGCAAAUGGGUCCACCCAGAGAUCGAUAACCCAGAAUACACAGAAGAUUCUACCCUCUACCAGUAUGACAGUUUUGGCGUUCUUGGUCUGGACUUGUGGCAGGUGAAAUCUGGUACAAUUUUUGACAACUUCCUUAUAACAGACGAUGAGAAGUUUGCAGAAGAGUAUGGAAACGAGACAUGGGGCGUAACAAAGGAGGCAGAAAAGAAAAUGAAGGAACAGCAGGAUGAGGAGGAACGCAAGAAGCAGGAGGAGGAAGACAAGAAGAGGAAGGAGGAUGAGCCACAAGAGGAGGGAGAGGAGGAAGAGGAUGAUGACGAAAAGGAGGAAGAAGAGAAGGAAGAGGAGGAUGAUGAUGAUGAAGAAGAAUCCCCUUUGAAAGAUGAGCUUUAAAGAUGGCACUGCAUUGCUGUCCUUCCCACCCUGUGCUCUCCCCUUCCCUGGGCUUUCAUGUCUUAGUUAGGAGAGGGGAAAUGGGAUAGUUCUGUCUCUAUGAGACUCUGAAUUUAUAUAUAUAUUUUUUACUGUUUUUGUUUUAACCCUUUAUCGGAAGAUCUGUCAAUCUUCCCUCCCCAUCUCCUCUCUCCUUGGCUUCCCUUUUUUCAUUCUGACCACCUACUCAUCCCUUAUUUCAGUCUCCUAGUCUUUAAAUUCCUUAAUUUCUCUACUUGUCCAUCUCAUCCCUUAAGUGUAUUAAGCCUGCUGUUCUCUUGAGAUUUAUGCCACCUCUAGGAGGGAAAGGCUUAAACUAUAGAAAUUCUUUAAUUUUGGCCCACUAGAAAGGACUUCCCCCUUUUUUUACACCUCUUGAUCACUGUGGAUGAAACUCCUUGAAGCCUUGUUAGACUUCCCAUUGCAGAGGAUUUUCCUCUCCUAAUGCAGUAUCAACAAAUUCAGUAUUCUGUUGUCACACGUGGACUGUCUCUUGACUGAAGUUGUAAACAAGCCAGAUGCCAUGAAGAUGGCUGCCCCAAGCAAGCUUGUCUCAUAUUGGCCAGUUCAAUAAUGCAGAUGCAGUAAUUUAAAAAAAAAAAAUCUGCCUUAUCGAGUGGGCUUUAUAACCAGCAUAGCUGGUUGUGUACAAGACGGCUUUGUAUUGCUUUUCAGCAAUUGGACUAAUCAUAGUGACAAUGAGGAACUGCAUUUAAAAUGGAUUCUCUAAACUUAUUAAGAGACUUGUUUACUGAAUCUAGAUUGCUGCUCUUUCCAGUUUGCCGAAGAGCUUUAUUUGUGGCUGUACAGAACUACUAUAAUGGGCUUUCUGCUCUACUCACCUCUGACAUCAAAUGGAGGCACAGUGUUAAAACUUUUGCCAAGACCUGCUUCCCUCAUAGUGCCCGGCAGUGCGUUGAAAGGGGAAAUCUGUUUCUUUUGUUACCCUUCCAAAGUUUCUUUUGCCUCUAAUUUAUAGCCGGCAGGGCUCAUCACAAACUGUAUGAUUGUUUUGGAAUGUACAGAUGUUCGUUCAGUUUCUAAUUAAAUAAGUUUGUGUCCA